AUGGCGAUGUCAGGAACAUACGUGACAGACGCCCAUAUUUGUAUUGGGCCGGACCUGGUGACAGAGGUUUCUCUUAAAGGGUCGGCUAAGAAUCACUACAAGAGGUGCGAAAACCACUUCUUCUCGGAUGCCGUCGGCCAUCACAUCCAAGGUGUCUACGUCCACGAAGGCGUCUGGGACACCCACAGUGCCAUCAAGCUUGUGUACGAAGAUGGGAAGCAAGAGGUACUCACGGAGAAGAGAGAGUUUGACGACGACAAGAUGGCGGUGUCGGCCAGAGGGCUUGAGGGUCACCUGAUGGAUCAGCUUAAGGUGUAUGACGUCAUCUUCCAGUUCAUCCCUAAGACUGAGCAAGGCUGCGUCUGCAAAGUCACCAUGAUAUGGGAGCAACGAAGGCUCGCCCGAACCCAUCAACUACAUGAAAUUCGCCAAGAGCUUGGCUGCAGACAUGGAUGA
This is a messenger RNA of Brassica napus (rape), 456 nucleotides long. RefSeq names its product MLP-like protein 328. Gene Ontology annotation, biological process: defense response. The record is from RefSeq and is a predicted model, not a curated record. The transcript is spliced from 3 exons. NCBI's taxonomy places the organism in Eukaryota, Viridiplantae, Streptophyta, Magnoliopsida, Brassicales, Brassicaceae. The coding region runs from base 1 to 456 and encodes 151 amino acids.